Messenger RNA from Suillus subaureus, 2258 nucleotides. RefSeq lists its product as uncharacterized. The coding region runs from base 370 to 1932 and encodes 520 amino acids. The transcript has 4 exons. Lineage: Eukaryota; Fungi; Basidiomycota; Agaricomycetes; Boletales; Suillaceae. Gene Ontology annotation, biological process: protein polyubiquitination; positive regulation of proteasomal ubiquitin-dependent protein catabolic process; ubiquitin-dependent protein catabolic process. Gene Ontology annotation, molecular function: ubiquitin conjugating enzyme binding; zinc ion binding; ubiquitin protein ligase activity. Gene Ontology annotation, cellular component: cytoplasm; ubiquitin ligase complex. The record is from RefSeq and is a predicted model, not a curated record.
UUUUGAAUGUCGUUGUAGGCUCUCACGCUUGUGCUCGACUCUUUCUCUCUUGCCGCCAUGAACAUCGCUGGUCCCUCACGACCACGUUCGGUCCAUGGUCCAAGAGAUAGAGAUAACUAUGAGGAGGAUCUUACCCGUAUGAUUGCCCAACUGGAGCUUGCUGACGUGGAGAGAUUGCAGACUUUAUAUCAUAACAGAAUGCAUCGAGGAGAGAGACUUACUGACCGUGAAGUUGCUUUUGCAUUGUUGAUGCAGAACGCUCGAGAGCUUGCGGAGUUCAAUGCUGAUCGAGAACUUGCCCAGCGCCUUGCUGUUGAAGAGCCUAAUCCUACGCCUAGGUAAGGCCAUAUAUUGCGGGCGUGAUUCCCAAUGCUAACACAGAUAAGCAGGCAAGCAACCGUAGCACAGCAAGCCCAACCCACCAUGAGAAACACGACAGCACAAACACAAACAUGGGGCCAGUGGUUUGCCUCAUUUUUUUCGGCACCCGCAUCGGGUGGUCGAACCCCCCUACCGGCAAAUCCAGGUCAAGCGCCUACCACUGCAGCUAGGCCAGCUCCUCCUCGCCCUCGGGCCACUGGCCACGAUUGUGUGAUCUGCCAGGACCCCAUAUUCGGAGCAGAAGUUCGGGCACCAUGUGGCCAUUUUUAUGAUAUCGGCUGCAUCACCGACCUAUUCCAAUCAGCAACACGGGACGAGAGCCUGUAUCCUCCUCGAUGUUGUCGCCAGAACAUUACACUCCCGCAAGUUCGGCCUCACUUGACACAGGAAGUCCUGGCUGAGUUUACCCUCAAAGCUCAAGAAUUUGGGACCAUGAAGCGUGUUUAUUGUGUUGCACCAACGUGCAGCCGUUUCCUCGGGCCAUUAUAUGAGGGGUUUCUCACCAAGGUCUUUACAUGCCCGUCCCCUACGUGUACGAUGAUGACAUGUGGAAAAUGUCGUGGUAGAUACGAAGGGUUCACCCACCGCUGCACUCCUGAUGCAGAGACUGAGCAAGUACUGACACUCAGCCGUGCCUCGGGGUGGGCACGUUGUCCAGGCUGUGCUCAGAUGAUCGAGCUUAACAUGGGAUGUUUCCACAUGACCUGCCGAUGCAGGACAGAGUUCUGCUAUCUGUGCAAAGCACUCUGGAAGAGCUGCAGGUGCCCGCAGUGGGACGAGGCUAGGCUGCUUGCUGCUGCAGAACGUCGCGUGGAUGCUCAGCUGCCGCCCGCACGUCACGCCCACGCCGUCAAUCCUCCCCAACAGGCACCUGCAGCGCGCCAACCAGUGCCAGCUGCUGGCGCUGCUAGGAAUCAGCCUAUUAAUAUACUCAGACCAGCACCUGCUGCAGCGCCCAGACCAGCGCCAGUUGUCAAUGUUCGCCCUGUAGACCCUCCUCAACAGGUUCCUGUGGCAGCGCCCAGACCAGCGCCCGUUGUCAAUGUCUGGCCUAUGGCUCGCCGUGCUGAGGCACCUGUCCCAGUACCUCCUCCUGUUCCACCCCGUACUACGACUCUCCGUCGCGAGGCACCACCUGUUCCACCCCGUACUACGACUCUCCGUCGCGAGGCACCACCUGUUCCACCCCGUACCACGACUCUCCGUCACGAGGCACCAGCACCUCUCCCAGAACCCCCUUCCCAGACUCGGAGGACUCGCCGUGCUGAGGCGAAUGCUCGCGUCUCAGCGUGGUUCACAGAAGUGCCACAGCUACAGCCCGCAUUAACUGCCGUAACGCCGGGCUCGGAUAGGAACGCUGUCAGACAGCGUAUGAUCAGGGAGACCAUGGAGCGUCUCAGAGUGGACCAUGACUGUGACCACACAAGCUGGAAAUACCGGCGCGGUGGCGGACGUUGCGAGAGCUGUGAGAUGUAUCUCCCACUGUACCUCUUCCGUUGUGGAGGGUGUCAAAUGCACGCUUGUAACAGGUGUCGCCGAAACCGUCUGUGAAAAUGACCGAAUCCAGAUUCUUGAUGCUUUGCUGAUAACUUGCAAGUGGACUUCUGUGUAAAUUAUACUUCGACCCUGGACCAGCUCGCUCUCAGGCACCACAAUGCAUUGUAUACUUAGACUCUAGGUACGACUGUUUUUCUUAGUUUGUGGUCCAAGGGAGAUCAUGUACAAUUACAUAUUGGCUGGUAGCCAAAUUUAAAUAUCAGUGUUGGGCCGUCUUGGACCCAGGCUGAUUAAACGUAUCGGGAGUGGCGGAGCAUCGUGCCCGCAGUCGUAAUAUUAAUGAUAGUCGCAAAGGUAGUGCUUAACUACUGUGAUUCGUA